CUGAAAGUUCGAGCUGUUUGGGCGGACCAGGCCCAGAGAACCUGUUAUAAUGAGUCUACCGGAAGCAGGGAUGCUCAGGCCCUGGGAAAAGAAUCCACACCUGUUGGGCAUGAGCACCAGCCAAGCACUGCUGCGUUGUGAAGAACACACACACGGGUCGUGCAGUUCCAAGAAGCUUCGAACUGAAUCAAGAUGUUUUUGGCUCAAGCAAAGGACUGCGCGAAGCUUUCGUUUUAGUCACUUCUGUAGCAUGUUGGGAGGGUUGUACCCGGCGGAGCAGGGAACCCUGAAGCGUUUGAUGGAAAAGAAGAUGACCGAAGGCUAUGCGAGUUUCAACGACACAGAGAAGGAAUACUAUGGACGCUUAAUGGUAAAAGCUGAGCACUGGGAAGUGAAAGAGCUUCAAGAUGAACUGAAGCAGGAGCUGAAAGAGAAGGACGAGGAGGUUCCUCCUGUUGAGAUUCAGACUGAGAGUGAGGCAAAGCAGAAUGCUUGCGCAGAGUGUUCAAUCCUCUAAAGGUCACAGCCACCAGCUAGUUUCACACAAAAUUUCUAGUCAAACAGCUGUGCUGAAGGUGUAGCUCUUUCUUGUUCAAUUUCUUGUCCAUGCGACAACUCGCAUGCAAAGUCAUGCAACAGACUGGGCGGUCUCACGGAUUUCGUUGUCCUGACGGAUUUCGGGGUGGACCGUCCAACACCUUGGUGGCUCAGACACUGGCCACCGAAGCAGAUCUGAAAAGCAUCGUCGUCCUUGCGCGCCC
Messenger RNA from Durusdinium trenchii, 761 nucleotides. The record is from the annotation of a GenBank genome assembly. Lineage: Eukaryota; Dinophyceae; Suessiales; Symbiodiniaceae.